Molecule: messenger RNA, 2637 nt
Organism: Stylonychia lemnae
Lineage: Eukaryota; Ciliophora; Spirotrichea; Sporadotrichida; Oxytrichidae
Source: the annotation of a GenBank genome assembly
AUGGUUGAACUGCCAAUGUAGCUUAAGAACUAUAUAAUAUAUGUCAAAGAGUUGAAUAUCAACAACAAUCCUUUCAAAGAUAUAAACCAAGUAAUUAAUGCGCUUAAAAAUUUGCCAAAUCUAAUCUCUCUCUACAUGAGCUUAUAUGAAGAGGAUACAGUUCAUGCUGUGAUAACACAGUUGACUUAAUUACAAUUUCUGAAUGGCAUUGAAAUUUCUAGAAAAGAGGUGCUUAACACCCAAUUUAGCAACGAUCAAUGCAUUACAUAACCAAAUGAAGAAGACGAACAGCUAAAAUAGAAUUAAUGUGAUUCACCAACCACUCAAAGUAAUAGAAGACAUACUUCUAGCCAUAAAGUUAUUAAGGAAGAAGACCUGCCUUUGGAAUUGAUUAAAGAAACAGAUGAGGAUGAUAACUAAAGCUUCACAUAAAAUUAGCCUCAUAACCUCACAAGAGACUAGGAUAUCGCUGUUGUGGGGGCAACAAGAUUAAGCGAUAUUACAGGUGCUUAAUCAAAUAUUAGUAGUUUUAAAAACAGUCCAGUAAAAAGUGCUAAAAAUAACUUUUAAAAACCCCUUCAAUUAAAUACCAGCAGUGCCCAAUCAUCAUAGUCUUAAAUUAAUGGGGAAGCAAAAAUGAAUUAAGGAUUAAAUUCUAAGGACUCUUAAGUUCAAAAUAAACAGCCACAGGACUUAUUUUCAACUUCAGAUCUAGAAAAAAUAUCUUAAUACUUUGAGAAUAUUGGUGGAUUUAUUAUUCGUGCAGGGUAUGAUACUAAUAAUCAGACAAGAAUGGAUUUUAACAGAUAAAUGGAGCAACUAGUAAAUCAACUUAAGGAAUUCUCAGUCAAAUAAAUCCCUGAAUAAUAUAAGCAAGCAUAAUAUCUAUAAGCUAAGAGCACACUGAUUGAACUUUGCCUGAAAAAGCUCCAUUAAUAUCUCUUACUCACUGGAAAUCCUAUCUAGGGAAUAUUUCAGGGUCUUCUUGGCUAAUCCACUCUUUUGGUACAGCAACUCUUUUAUUUGAUUAACUAAAGUGAACUUAAAAGGUAGUAAUAGGUAGAGGGUUUGAGUUAAGAUCUUUAGAAUUUGAAAUACUAUAUCAAUGAAGAAAAAGAGCAGUUGGAUACAAAACUUGCAAAUUUAGUAGCUGAAAAUGAACGACUUAAGCAAAUUAUGAAUAUCAACACUAUUCAUAGCUUUCAUGAUACUAUAAUUCCGAGAGAGAUAAAUUCUAGCAUGAGCAGUAACGGCCUAAGAUCGCCGAAUUUCAAUUAGAAAUAAAUCAACAUCAGCUUUAUUAAUACUCCAUAAUCAAUAGAUCAAGUGUCUGUUUCAAAUUUCUAAUCUCCUCCUAAUGAAAUUCUAGGAGGCAGCAAAAAAAUGUCAGCAUAAGGCUACAGCAAUAAGAAAAUGCAUAUCAAGAAUAAAAGCUUUGAUUUUACAAAGCAAUUUACAGUUAUGAAAAAUUACUCCACAGCUCAGAACAAAUUAACUCCCCAAAUUCCCUCAGGCUUUGCCUCUCCGAAGUCUACCUUCCAUAGAAAGUAGCAAUCAUAUGAAAAAUAAUUGUAUGAAGCUAGCGAUAUCAACCUCCACACAAAAAAGAAAAUAACCAAGCUAAAUGAGAGUAUUGUAUCGAAACAAAACGAGCCUAAGGCUCUAGGUAUAAGGUAAACUAAGGAAAUAAUUACAGAGGUGUUCAAUACUAAAAUCGUUUAUGAUUAGAAGUGUAGAGAACUUUAGAUGCCAAUUGAAACUAUGGAAUAAUAUCUGUAUACAUUUCUCUCUAAAAAAUAUGGCUUAAAAGACGCGGAUGUUGGGCUUUUUGCAAAAUGCUUGAAGAAUGAAUGUGAUUAAGAAUUCAGAUAGGUUUAGGACUUUGUGAAAGAUCAGAUAUCUUAUGCAUUAAAAUAGGUGGUGAGAGAUAAAUACAAUUAAAAGGCAGAAAGUGAAAUCAAUAACAUUCUUGAUAAUGUAAAGUAAAACACAAAUUCAAUGGACAAGUGGAUGUGGUAAAAAACUUUGGCCAAGCUUUAUAGUUCGGAGGAAAAGGACAAAUUAGAGCAAAAGAUAAACGAGUUAAUAUAACAAUAGGUCUUAAAAGAAUCAACGAGCGCUAAAAAAUAAACAGCCUCAAGCAGAAAGUCUCUGAAUACUUCUACUCUCAAUGGCAAGAGAUUUACAGAUAUCGUACUUGAAACCUAGUUAAAGCAACAUGAGCUAUACUUGAAGCCAUUUAAUGAGCUAUUCAAAGAUAUUGACAGUGAUAAUAAUGGAAUAUUAAGUCACGAGGAGUUCAAAAAAUUAUGCUAGAUAAUGGAAAUAAGAAACAGGUCUACUCAUUCUUGUAACAUCCUAAAUGACAAAUCUGUCCUUCAACUGAUAAAAACAAUAGAUCCUUGUGGACAUAAGUAAAUGACAUAUGGCUAAAUCUUAUAUGCUCUAGCAAAUGUAAAAUAUAUUUUUUCAAUCAUCAUUAGUCUUAUCCAACUGAGAAAGCUAUGCCAAUAUAGAAUUUGCAAUCCUUAAGUCAUGAUGAGUGCAGCAAGCAAGGCCAUAUUGAUACUAAGACAAACCUGUUACAGAUAUAUCUGCAGUAGUUCUCGCAUAAAUAAAACACUAGUGCCACUUUGA